Molecule: messenger RNA, 1062 nt
Organism: Penicillium macrosclerotiorum
Lineage: Eukaryota; Fungi; Ascomycota; Eurotiomycetes; Eurotiales; Aspergillaceae
Gene: alkB
Product: oxidoreductase, 2OG-Fe(II) oxygenase family
Exons: 2
Coding region: 1-1062 (353 amino acids)
Cellular component (GO): nucleus; cytoplasm
Source: RefSeq, a predicted model, not a curated record
AUGGCACAGAUCAAAGGGCUCAAUGCCCAUGAGCGGCCUCCUGAUACUGUCAGGCAAUGCUACAAGAAAUAUUCAAAGAUCGCUCUGUCCGAAAUAGACCAUGAUCCUGAUAUCUUGGACCUGCAGCGGAUAGACGCCGACCAAUUGCCCGACGGUAUUUCACUGGCCCAAUACAUGUCCAGCCAAGACCUCCGACUAGCAUUUGACGACUUCAUUCGUGGAAGCCAUCCUUUCGACAAGGAAGAUGCUCCUUUGGCAGAGAAUAUACCAGUUUUCACCCACAAUUCAGUUUCCGGUCUUCUUAUGAUCCCUUCCCUCUUCCCACCUACGGUUCAGAUCGAAUUGUUAUCGCGUCUUUUCCAUCGGGAUUUGCCCAAUCCUGAACAUAAGACCAACCUGCACCUGCAUUACGAUGUUACAUACCCCGAACGUUCCCAAAACCCCACUAUACCUCAAUCCUUCUUCGCAGACGAUCCAACCCGGUUGAUACAGCCCAAAGAUCCAAACAUUCAUAAACCUCUGAGCGUUCAAAAGGUCCUGGAAAAGAAACUCCGCUGGGUCACCUUAGGCGGACAGUACAACUGGACUGACAAGAUGUACCCCGCCGAAACUCCGCCGCCAUUUCCGGAAGAUGUUGUGAAGUUGCUGAAGGCUGCGUUUCCUGAAACUGAAGCUCAAGCAGCUAUUCUGAAUCUGUACUCGGCCGGAGAUACCCUCUCCGCCCAUCGUGACGUGAGCGAGACUUGUGACGUGGGGCUGAUCAGCGUGAGCUUCGGCUGCGAUGGUCUAUUUCUUGUGAGCCAUGACGAUGGAAGUGGUGCCGAGAUCAUUCGCCUUCGAUCUGGCGAUACCGUUUACAUGAACGGCACAUCACGAUUUGCCUGGCACGGGGUACCAAAGAUCUUGCCGUCGACCUGCCCCAACUGGCUGGCAGACUGGCCAUGUAUUGGACCCGAUGACCGGGAUUCUCCAAAUGACUCCUACCAUAUGUGGAAGGGCUGGAUGUCUGGAAAACGUAUUAAUCUAAAUGUUCGCCAGAUGACCAGCCUCCCUGUUCGUUGA